Molecule: messenger RNA, 2446 nt
Organism: Coregonus clupeaformis (lake whitefish)
Lineage: Eukaryota; Metazoa; Chordata; Actinopteri; Salmoniformes; Salmonidae
Product: circularly permutated Ras protein 1-like
Exons: 18
Coding region: 189-2087 (632 amino acids)
Biological process (GO): COPII-coated vesicle cargo loading
Cellular component (GO): endoplasmic reticulum exit site; COPII vesicle coat
Molecular function (GO): SNARE binding; zinc ion binding
Source: RefSeq, a predicted model, not a curated record
UACAAAAACAACAACACCCCUCUCCAGAACAGAGAAUCACUGAAAAUGGUGAGGUGAAGAGAGCUCCCAACCCCUUGCCACUGUAUGAGAAUGCAGCCUUCCAUCUUAGAAGAGGAGGAGAUGUUCCAGGCUUGCCCCAACAGCUUACAUCUCAAACAGCUCGAAGGACAGCUCUGCUCCCUCCUUUCAUGCGAUCUCAAUCGCCUGCUUACAUCCAGCCAAUCCCAGGCCCCCCUUCCCUUCUCCCUUCCAAUAGCCAGAGGCUGACCUAUGACCUUCCAAAGGAGGAACCAGACAUUGGAAGUUAUCCAUGGGAUCCAGACUACUCAUACAAUAUCCCAGAAGGCAGUGGGGAAGAAAUUAAGCAUCCAAACACCACCGGCAACAGUGGAUCAGCACAGAAGUCAGCUCCAGCCUUGCCACCAAGAUCUUCCUUUAUGAGGUCCUGUCCAGAAUACCUAGUUCUGUUGCCUGAUUCUUUCUCAUCCUCGACGUCUUCCUCUUCAUCCCCCAGAUCAGGGGAACCAUUGGUGGGGAAUCCAAAUGUGAUCCUAGUCAGUUUGGGGGCACUGAUAUCAGAGGAAAAUGUGCUCACCAUAGAGGGAGAGCCCACCUGCUGCUCGCAGUGUGGCUCUGUGCUGGACUCCAUCUAUGACAAUGUGGUGAAUAUCUGUUAUUUUUGCCAGUCAUCAUGGGAACCACCUACCUUCUCAUCUGCCAAAUGUCUCGGUUGCCAGGACAGUGUUUUCCUGUUGACCCCUGGUGACAAAGCCCUGACCCGUACAGACACACUGCUGCUGUUCUGUAUCGACAUCUCAGCGUCCAUGAGUAUCACCUCCCAGGUGUUGGAAGGAAAACAGCCAAUCUACAGAUCACGUCUUCAGUUUGUUCAGGAAGCAGUGUUACAGAGUGUUCAGAAGCUGAGUGAAACACAACCACACAUGCAAGUAGGACUCAUCACAUUCAACAAUCAGGUGACUCUGCAUGGAUAUGAAGAGUUCACCUCACGUUUUUUGUGUGGUGCCGAGUUGAUUGACAGUGAAUACCUUAAGGAAGCAGCGUUCAGCUUCCCCAGCCCACCCCCCCUCUCCAGGACAAGGGACUGUCUACAGAGAGAGAUUCUAGGAUUGUCUGAGAGUGGUGCCACGGCUCUAGGUCCAGCUUCUCUUGUAGCCAUAGCGAUGGCUUCUCGGCAACCAGGGUCAAAGGUGAUCAUCUGCACAGAUGGAAAGGCCAACACAGACCUGGGGAAUCUGGAGGUGGAGGGCAAUGAUGCUCGAUCUCACCUCUCCUCCACCAUCUUCUACCACGACCUGGGGGAGUACGCAGCUAGCCAGGGGGUGACAGUGUCAGUGUUGGCUAUCGAGGGGACAGACUGCAAACUUGAUGAGCUGGGGAGACUAGCAGACCGCACAGGCGGAAAGGUGGUGAUAGCAAGUCCAAAUGAACUAUACACUGAAUUUGAGGAGAUUAUACAGAACAGGACGAUAGCGACACACUGUAGUGUCACUUUGCUGCUGCCCACAACUCUGUGUGUGGGAAGAGAGAGAGAGGCCGGGAACAGCGGGACCAGAGAGGUGGGCAAUGUGGCAUCAGACACAGAAAUCACCUUUCAAUUUGGAGCGAGGGAACACAGCUCACAGGGAGAGGCCCCAGUGGCAGAUGGCUGCGUGUCUGUCCAGCUGCAGCUGAGAUACAAACAGAAGGAUGGACGCUGUAUGCUCAGAGUGCUGACUGCUGAGAGAGAGGUGACGGAUGACAGCUCAGUGGUCCUCUCCUCUCUGCUUCUAGCCAUCAUUCAGCUCAACUCAUCCCAGGCCAGCGCCGCUCUAGCUGUCAGGGGCCGCUUCCAAGACGCAAGGAGAGAGGGGGAGACACAGAGGGAACUGAUUGAGAGAGCCCUAGAGUAUCAUCAAAAUGCAGAGGACAAACAGAUUUAUUCGGAAUGGCUUAAAACCAUGGACCCUAUACACAACAGCCUACAAAACUACACAAGGUCUCUAACGGACAAGUGUGCUGCACUGCUGUACAGCAUGAAGAACAGCAACAGGAAGUCUAUUUUACUGAAGGAAAAGCACAAACACUGAUUGGUGACUACUGACUAUGCCUGAUAUCCUUGGAAGCUAUUCAAGUUCUACCGACUUCUGGGGGAGGCCUAUUUAUGCACAAAUCGGACUAAUUAAUGUAUCUAACAAAAAUGCAACAUCUGGAAAUAUAUGAUUCAUAAUAGCAUUAACAACUGUCGAUAUUGUACUUGUUCAUUCUAUAUGUAAAAACAACUUUUCCAAAGAAACAAUAAAACUUGAUCCCGUUCUUAUCUAUGCAAACUAUCAGAACUUCAUGUCAGAACUGCGAUGGCACAUAGCAAGUGAAAUGGGUUUGUACCUACAGUGCCUUCAGAAUGUAUUCAUACCCCUUGACUUAUUCCAACUUUUGUUGUGUUACA